Aphanomyces invadans is the source of this 2506-nucleotide messenger RNA. RefSeq lists its product as hypothetical. The record is from RefSeq and is a predicted model, not a curated record. The transcript is spliced from 11 exons. Bases 22 to 2337 code for a protein of 771 amino acids. Lineage: Eukaryota; Oomycota; Saprolegniomycetes; Saprolegniales; Verrucalvaceae.
AUAACCUUGGCAAAGGCGAACAUGACCGACCAGCGUGGAAGCCGUGUCAAGUUGCAUGCCAUGCGAGAUGUCCAAGCGUCAACGUCCCGAGGCCUGGUCGGGUCGAAGCAAAGGCUCUUGGCCAGCCAGCACAACAAUCUCCCGAUGACCGCGGACGCUCAAAUGCUGCUGAAAGUGCUCGGGAAACGGCCCGACAUGCGAACGGUGGAAGAAAUCGACAACCUGUUCGAGUGGGUGCUCAAGAACGGGAGCACGAACAAGCUCUUUUCGGGAAUCCAGGACGUCAUUUGCAAGACGAUUUGCCGCGAGAUGACCUUGUACACUGCGCCACCCAACAGCGUGAUCUGCUACCAGGGGGACUUUGGUGACGUGUUUUACAUUAUCAUUUCGGGCCAAGUGGCGUUGUACGUGGACGAGAACGAAAAGAAGCAGGCCAAGCCGUUCGAAGACGAUGUCAAGCUGCUCUUGCAGCGCGCGCUUCUAGAUGACAACAUAGCGUCAUCCGCGGCCAACAACGUGUCGGCCAGUACGCGGCACUUGCACAGUGACGCCGCCCAUCAACUCAAGCAGUUUGGCAAGUUCAUUCGAUUCAUCGGGUCGGGCGGGACAUUUGGCGAGCUCGCGGUGAUGGAGCCGACCGCCCAGCGCACGUGCACGGUCGUUUCCACGACGGUCACAUCGUUUAUAUGCCUCAAACGCGCCGCGUACCAACGCCUCGUGCGAGCCAGCAACGGCGACACAGUCGGGUUCACGCAGUACGAGUUCCUCGAAGAUUUGUUUUACUUUGAAUCGUGGAGCCACGGCGAUGUCCAGCGCUUUUCCAACAAACUCCGCCAAGUGACUAUCGCCGCCGACAGCUUUCUGUUGCGCCACGGCAACGAGGCAAACGUGAUGUAUUUCAUCUACUCGGGCAUCGUCCAGGAGUCGAUGCCGAUGGUGUGCCUCAUGGACGAACACGGUGUUGCCAUCAAGUACACUCCUGUCGAGGAGAAAAACAAAAAGGGGGCAGCCAAGGGGCCCUCUGCUAACGUCGGGGCCCCAACGUCGACUUUGCUGGCCGAUACGACGUCCGUUCCCGACUCUGCUGGGCAUGGCAUCCCGCUCAGCGAACUCAAGCGCAAGCGUGUGAGUGUCGAGAUCGCGCUGUACGAAGAGCACGACAUUUGCGGGGAGCACGCGUUGUUGUACAAUCAAUCCCAUAGCAAAGUCGACCUACGAGCGAUCACUGACGUCAAGGCCCUCGUCAUGGACCGCGCGACGUGGGUCGACGUCUUCCUCGUGGAUCGGCUCGAGACUGUUGUGACGGCACUGAAUCUGUUCAAACAAGUUGCGCAAGCACGUGAUCACUGGCGCGAAACACGCGUAGCGAUCGCGGUGUCGCACCCCCGCCUGCUCCUCACCAUAUCAACCCGCGCCAUGAUGAAGCAUGCACACGUGCUGUGUGGAUGGUGCGGCAGUGGCGACCACAACACUGGGGACCCUCGGUGCACCAAAGUGAUUGCCGCCAGAGAGAAAGCUAACAUACGAAAGAAACGCAAAGGCAAGACCGACAAACAAAAGGCUGAAGAGUUUGCACAGGAGCGGCGGCGCGUGCUCCGUGGCAACAAACCGAUCCUGCACAAACCCGACAAAGAAGAGGACGCCAAGGCGUCGUUGAAAAUGCGAUUUCGCGUGGCGGCGACUGCCAUCGUGUCAAGCGUUCAAAUCCACCACGCAACUCUCACCCUCCCCACUCCACGAGAGCAAAUUCUCAAGGACUGGCAAGUCGCGGCAAACAACCAAGCGCGGAUCUGCGAGUCCCAUGGACAGAUGGCCGCACCAAAGCUCCAAGUUCCAGACGAAGUGCGGAAAAAGGCAGAAGCGGUAACCAGGCCGCCCACGCGCCUCAGAUCCCCCCCCACAAAGCCUCGAGUGGCGAGGGCGUCGUACGAGCCUGAAGACGACGGACCGGAAGAGGUGCACGGGAUGGCGGCAAUCGCACCCAUUCCACUCGCUAUGCAAAACAGCCUCGCCAAGGACAACGUGGCUGCCGAGUUUCGACUGAACCUGCUCCAGCGGCUCAAGACCGUGCAGACGGUCGAAGCGUACCAAGCCACGCGCACCGACGUGUUGGCCGCCAUGUCGACUCCCGACGGCACUUCUGCCAAACCAACUGGCAAAGACUCCCGUCGACCGAGGAGACCGAAAGUGCCGAAGAAUCGACGGCACCGCAGGGGCCCGCAGUCGACUCGAUUGUACCGCCGCGUCGACCGCAUGCUCAAGAAACUGUGGCCGGCCGAGUAUAGCCUGCCGCAGGUCGAGGACAGUUUAAAGGACGUAAAGAUUCGGCACGAUUGAAUUCAAGGCAAUGCGUGGGCUUGAUCUGGACGAGGAUCUAUCGUUGCUUGGAUGGAUUACCUUUCGACGCGUUUGCAAUCGCGAUGAGUUCUUCGAGCAAUGGCUCGAGCUCGUCCAGCGGCAACAUGGUUGUGGCGUCGCUCAGGCCUUUUGCCGGGUCCGGAUGCGU